Mycosarcoma maydis (corn smut) is the source of this 4701-nucleotide messenger RNA. Its product is annotated as DNA-directed RNA polymerase. Gene Ontology annotation, molecular function: mitochondrial promoter sequence-specific DNA binding; DNA-directed RNA polymerase activity. The record is from RefSeq and is a predicted model, not a curated record. The coding region runs from base 1 to 4701 and encodes 1566 amino acids. Gene Ontology annotation, cellular component: mitochondrial DNA-directed RNA polymerase complex. Gene Ontology annotation, biological process: mitochondrial transcription. NCBI's taxonomy places the organism in Eukaryota, Fungi, Basidiomycota, Ustilaginomycetes, Ustilaginales. The transcript has a single exon.
AUGAUCGCAAAGCAAGCUGCGCUUAUUCGCAGGUCGUCGUCGGUCGCCACCGCUGCGUCGUCGUUGUCGCCUUUUUCUUCUCCUUCCUCUUCUUCCUCCGCCUUCUCCUCUUCCUUGCUCUUGUCACCAGCAAGACGGAUGCGCCAAACUCCCACUUCAGCUUCAUGGACGCCAUUUUCUUCUUCGUUCCCUUGCUCAAGAGCAGUCUCUGCAUUCUGCUUUAGCACAAAAGGCCCUCGUAGCCAGGCAAGUCCCGCUGCAGAGCUACAUCGUGACCAUCACGACCAGCAUCCCUCCGUUUCAUCCUCCACAUUACCAACACAGCAGCAGCAAGUAGAUGCCAACUCCUCUGCUUCGGGUUCAUUGUCACCGCCGUCAUCGGUAACAGCAUCGAUCUCCUCUUCCCCUUCUUCUUCUUCUUCUUCUUCUUCUGCUGCUGCUGCCGCCUCUUCCCAAAGCAACGACCGUCGCUCUCGCUUCAUGCCGUACGCCUUUGCUUCUGGCUCCCCUCUCACACGCCUUCCCACUCCCUUACCACCCGAUGUUGCCGAACGCUCGUAUCUCUUGCGAAAGCAAUUCGCACCAAAACGAAGAUCCGAGACCCCUGUCGCCGCCACCUCCGCCAUGCUCGACUCGCGCAUCGAUGGGCUCUCCUUUGGCGACUUGUCUGGCCUCACCAUGAGCAGCAACGACGAGACUUUCUACCCAGCAUCCAGAGCCGUCGAGUUUGUCAGCAUCCUCAAAGCUUGUCUCGGUACCGGCCUCAUCAGCCGUGCACACAAGGUCUUCACCGACCUUCGCAGUCAAGCUACCGCUCGCUCACGUGAGUUGUGGGAGCUGCGAAAGCGUCUCGCGCAGGGCAUCAUCGAUCAGAACGAUUGGCACCAGGACCUAGGCGAGCUUGGCCAAUACCAAUCUCCUAUUGAGAUCUGGACGUACAAUUCCAUGCUCCAAGCCUACUUUCGCAAGGCGUAUCAAGCAGAGUCUCUGGAUGGAACAGCAGAAUGGCUCAAUCGGGCUUGGCAGCUCUGGCGCGACAUGCAAGCAGCUGCCGCCCCACUUCACAACGACCAGCCUCCUUCGCCCGACCCCAAGCCUAACCCCGCCACUUUCGCCACCAUGGCCCGCGGUGUUGUCGCUUUGCAACGUUCAGGUCGUUAUCCGUCUUCCGCUCCCGCCCUCGACGACCUCGUCCUCUCCAUCAAGCGCGCCGAGUUUGGUCUCGACAGCAUUCUCACCUCGUCGGUCUUCAAUCCCGACAAGGCUGAAGACCUCGAUGUUCACGGCCCGCUCGGCUCCAAAAGUGUGGACCAAUCUCGUGAAGGUGAGGUUGAUGCAGAUCUCGUUCUUCGCAGCCUGAUUCAUGUUGCCAACCAGAUGGGAGAAAGUGGCAUCCUUAAGGAGCUCGAGACUGUACAGAGCAUUCUCGAUGGUCGCAGAGUCCUUUCCGAGGUCAAACCCACCGACUCAACAGCACAGAACGACUUGCUCGCCGACGUACCCGAGCUUUUGGCCGUCAAAACCACUUCGAAAGCAAGCCGUCUCGGCCAGGACCCAAAAAACAAGGCUGGCGAAAUUCCGUUCAACCUUGCCUCGUUGAAAGAAAAUCUUUCCAUCGUUCAGGAGGCGCGUCGAAACAUCAGCGACCCAUACGAGCGUCAAAAGUGGCUCGAGCACAGCGCACUCGAAGCUGCCAGGAAGCGUCUCGAGCAUUCCGCCGAAAAGCUCGAGGAGCUUGGCUUACAGACCACCGGUGCGCUCCAGUCCAAGCCGCUCCAGCGAUGGAUGUGGGACUGGUACAACAAGCUCCAAGUGACGCUCAACCAAGAGCUGGCUCGCCUCGACCAGGAAGUCAACGAAAACAAGCACGACAGGAAGGCGAUGCUGCCGAUGGAACUGCAGAUCCUACCCUUCCUCCGUCUCCUUCCUGCCUCAAAGCUUGCGCUCAUCACCAUCCUCGAACUGAUGCGCAUGAGUGGCAACGGUGAUGUGUCAGACGGUAUGAAGACUACGCGUGCUGUUUUACAGGUCGGCCGCGCCAUCGAGAUGGAGUAUCACUCGGACAUCGUUCGCAAGAACCCGAAGAUUUUUCAGAACGCUUACACUGCCCAAACUACGCUGCGUAAGCGUGGCUUGAUCGACCUCGCAGCUCGUCGCGAGAUCAAAGCUUGGCAGAAGCAACAGGAGGACGAGGGAGUCCUCUCCUCCAUUCCCAGUUGGACACAGACCGUACGGGCACGCGUAGGAAGCUAUCUUGUGCAGCACCUCAUGAAUGUCGCAACGGUCAACCGCAAAGCCACCGACCGUGACGGCGUUUUGUGGGAAGAAGAUCAACCCGCCUUCUACUCGACCUACCAAUAUCUUGGUGGUAAGAAGCUGGGUGUCAUCAAGCUCAACGAGGUCAUCGCAAGGCGACUCGACAAGGACUCCAUUCAGGAGACCUUGCAUCCUCGCCACCUGCCUAUGCUUGUCCCACCAAAGCCAUGGACCUCGCACGAUUCGGGAGGAUACUAUUCGGUGCGUCAGAGUGCGAUGCGUUAUAAGGACAGUGCCGAGCAGGGCUCGUACUUGCGCGUCGCCUCGGAUAAUGGCGACCUCGAUACGGUCCUCGCUGCGCUGGAUGUCCUGGGCAACACUUCGUGGAAGAUCAACAAACCCAUCUUUGAUGUCAUGCUUGAGGUCUGGAACUCUGGUAAGGACAUCGCCGAUAUGCCACCAGUCGAGAUGGAAGUACCCGAACCGCAGAAGCCCGACAACUAUGACCACGACAUCAAGGCUCGUUCCGUCUAUCUCCAACGGCUCAAGCAGUGGAAUCAGCAACGCGCCUCGAAUCACUCACAGCGCUGCGAUGUCAACUACAAGCUUGAAAUCGCACGCGCUUACCUCGGCGAGCGCUUCUACUUCCCACACAACAUGGACUUCCGAGGCCGUGCCUACCCGAUGCCACCGCAUCUCAACCAUAUCGGAAACGAUCUCUGCCGUGGUCUGCUCCUCUUUGCCGACAGCAAGCCACUGGGCAAAGCAGGUCUACGAUGGUUGAGGAUCCACAUCUCCAAUGUCUUCGGUUACGACAAAGCCAGCUUUGGUGAGCGUGAGCAAUUCGCCAUCGAUCACGAAGCUGAUAUUCGAGACAGUGUUGAACGGCCGCUGGAUGGCAACUGUUGGUGGCUCAAGGCGGACGACCCCUGGCAGUGUCUUGCUGCCUGCAUGGAGCUAAAAGCAGCCCUCGAGCACGCUGAAGGACCUGAAGCCUACGAGUCGUGCCUGCCAGUACACCAGGACGGUACCUGCAACGGUCUCCAGCACUACGCUGCGCUCGGAGGAGAUCUGGCCGGUGCCAAGCAGGUCAACUUGUCGCGCGGCGAGCGACCCGCGGACGUCUACUCGGGUGUCGCUGAUCUGGUCAUCAAAGUGCUCGACGAAGAGGCAGCCAAGGGCGAGCGUCUUGCCAGCAUUCUUCAAGGCAAAGUGACGCGAAAGGUGGUCAAGCAGACCGUCAUGACAACCGUCUAUGGUGUCACGUUUAUCGGUGCCAAGAAUCAAGUCAUGCGUCAGCUUGCGGACCGAGGCGAUGUGCCCGCCGAAGACCUGUUUGCCGCCGCCAGCUUUCUCGCCAAGGUCAUCAUGUCGUGUAUCGGUAAUCUCUUCUCGGGAGCGCAAAAGAUCCAGGAUUGGUUGAGCUUCUCUGCCAAAGUGAUCGCCAAGUCAAUUCCAGCUCAGAGGCUUGAGGAGGCUACGCGACCUUACCAACCCAACGAAAGCACUUUGAAGCGUGCCGACGCACGCGGCUUUUCGCGAGACCCGGCCAAAGCCGACCGUAUCGUUAAAGAGCAGAUGACGUCUGUCAUCUGGACCACCGCACUAGGCUUGCCCGUGGUGCAGCCGUACCGCAAGAGCAAGAAGAAGCAGGUCUCGACCGCCAUGCAGACUGUCUUCAUCCACGAUCCGCUCUCGAACUCGGAGGUGUCGCCCGCCAAGCAGGCUUCGGCUUUCCCGCCCAACUUUAUCCACAGCUUGGAUGCGACUCACAUGAUCCUCACUGCACUCGAGUGUCACGCCGCCGGCCUCACUUUCGCCUCGGUGCACGAUUCGUACUGGACGCAUGCUGCUGACAUUGACACCAUGUCGGACAUGAUCCGCGAGACGUUUGUGCGUCUGCAUUCGCAGGACAUCUUGUACCGAUUGCGCGAAGAGUUCCUUCAACGCUACGCAGGUUACAAGGUGCCCGUCGUCUCACUCCAAACCGCCACUCGUCGAAGAGGACGCUUGUCCAAGGCCAGCAAUGAUGAGCCUCAGGACGUGGCUAGCACUGCCGGUGUGACUUCGCCACCGGAGGCGCUCCUCGCCAUGCCCGAGGAACAGCUUGCCAAACUGCAAGGCGAGAUAGGCGAUGUGGUGAUUGCCAAACCCACCAAGGCACCGGACGUAGAGGCAGACGAAGUCUUGGACAAUGUCGCUGCAGAUGCAAGCGAAGCGGAUCUCGCCGAAGAAUCCGAGUUUGCUUCAGACAAAGCCGAAGAGGCACCAGUGACGGCACCAAAGCGGAAAAGCGCUCGCAAAUCUCAGAAGGACAAGGACUUGGAGUGGGAGACCAAGUUCAAGGCCAAAUUCGUCGAUCUCGCCGACAUCUUGCCUGCCAUCCCUGCCAAAGGCUCGUUCGACGUCAACGAGAUCAAGGGCUCAUUGUACUUCUUCUCUUAA